This is a messenger RNA of Acinonyx jubatus (cheetah), 1083 nucleotides long. RefSeq names its product olfactory receptor 13F1. Gene Ontology annotation, biological process: G protein-coupled receptor signaling pathway. Gene Ontology annotation, molecular function: olfactory receptor activity; G protein-coupled receptor activity. NCBI's taxonomy places the organism in Eukaryota, Metazoa, Chordata, Mammalia, Carnivora, Felidae. The record is from RefSeq and is a predicted model, not a curated record. The transcript has a single exon. The coding region runs from base 61 to 1044 and encodes 327 amino acids. Gene Ontology annotation, cellular component: membrane.
UAUAUAAUAUAUGAUGUUAAUCUUUCUGUGCAUAUAUACAAAUGAAUAUGACAUAAUAAAAUGUUUCAGGGAAAUUUGACAUCUGUAACAGUUUUUUUCCUCCUGGGAUUUUCGCACUACCCCAAAGUUGAGGUCAUAGUAUUUGUGCUGUGCUUGCUGAUGUACCUGAUCACCCUGCUGGGUAAUAUCAUUCUGAUCUCCAUCACCAUUCUGGAUUCCUACCUACACAAACCCAUGUACUUCUUCCUCAGCAACCUCUCCUUUUUAGACAUCUGGUACACUUCUUCUGCUUUUACUCCAAUGCUGACAAACUUUGUUACAGGGGAAAACACCAUCUCAUUCGUAGGGUGUGUUGCUCAGAUGUACUUCUCUCUAGCUAUGGGUGCCACUGAGUGUGUGCUCUUGUCCUUGAUGGCAUAUGACCGAUACGUGGCCAUCUGCAACCCCCUGAGAUACCCCAUCAUAAUGAACAAGAAGGUUUGUUUGCAGAUUGCAGCUGGUUCCUGGUUGACAGGCUACCUCACCACCCUGGUGGAAACAGUAUUUGUGCUGCAGCUCUCUCUGUGUGGUCAUAACACAAUCAAUCAUUUUGCUUGUGAAAUUCUGGCUGUCUUGAAACUGGUUUGUGUGGACACCUCCAUGGUGGAAUUACUCAUGCUGGUGAUCACCACACUUAUCCUUCCCAUGCCAGUGCUUCUAAUUUGUAUAUCUUAUGCAUUCAUUCUCUCCAACAUCCUAAGAAUUAGUUCAGUGGGUGGUCGAAGCAAAGCCUUUUCAACAUGUGCAGCCCACCUGACUGUGGUGGUUUUGUUCUUUGGGACAGCUCUCUCCAUGUACCUAAAGCCCUCAGCUGUGGAUUCACAGGAAAUAGAUAAAUUUAUAGCUUUGGUAUAUGGCGGAUUAACCCCCAUGUUGAAUCCUAUCAUCUAUAGUCUACGGAACAAAGAGGUGAAAGCAGCUAUGAAAAGGUUGCUGAUUAGAAAUCCUUUUGGUACUGUGUUAAUUUCUGUCCUCAAUAAUAUCAGAGCAAGCACACUCAUCUGAAUAAUCUCCAACAUUAUCCAGAAAGUUGCAAAAUAGUUG